AUGACAAAGACAACGACCAAGAAAAGCAAACUUAAACACUUCCUACUAGGCCCAGUAAGGGUUCUCAAGAAAGCAAGACAAUUCUACAUGAAGAGUGUUAUCGAAUGCGCCGGAGGAUAUGGUUUUGGAGCUGCCAAUCACAUUCCACACUUGCCAAAGUCCAUCAUCAUCAAUGUCGACCAAGAGGAAAAUAUUCCGACCAAGCAAGACCAAUCGGUUACGAGAUAUAAAAACAAUAUUCAGGUGAGAAAGAUGGGGAAGAUUGACGAGGAUCAACCUUGUCAUUUUGAAAACAAUGUUUUGCAUUUGUAUCCACUUAAGAGGACUAGUGUUGUAGAAAAUGUCACUGUGGAUCAUGAUUUGUGUUAA
Vicia faba (fava bean) is the source of this 369-nucleotide messenger RNA. Lineage: Eukaryota; Viridiplantae; Streptophyta; Magnoliopsida; Fabales; Fabaceae. The record is from the annotation of a GenBank genome assembly.